Messenger RNA from Cryptomeria japonica (Japanese cedar), 2840 nucleotides. RefSeq names its product MLO-like protein 9. The transcript has 15 exons. NCBI's taxonomy places the organism in Eukaryota, Viridiplantae, Streptophyta, Pinopsida, Cupressales, Cupressaceae. The record is from RefSeq and is a predicted model, not a curated record. Gene Ontology annotation, cellular component: membrane. The coding region runs from base 678 to 2348 and encodes 556 amino acids. Gene Ontology annotation, biological process: defense response.
GAUGUGGGGGUCUUUUCCAGUGUGGAAGAAACUCACUUUUCCUGUCAGACGAAAAGAGCAGCUUUUUCAUAAUUUAUUAUUGAUAUGGGACCCAUUACUUAUUGACCCUUUGUGCAGUUCCCACCUAAUUAAUUUAGGCCAUGAUCUACCUUGUUCCGUGUGCUGAAGCUUAUCGGAGAGGAUGGGAUUGCCCGUGAAUUCAUUCCAUCUGAUUAAGAUUAGAAUAUGAUGGAAGAUUUUUUACAUCUCUGAGGCUAAAGAUAGUCUAUGUGGUAUCGGAUUUAUUACUUUGUUUAGUGAAAUGUUGAUUUUCUCCUAUACAAUUUGAUAAUAUCUUAUUAUCUUGAAGAGAAGUGGCUGUUAAAUUGUAUAUAUACUUUAAAAGCCAGAUAUUUUGAUACACUUUGCAAUCCAAACUAAAAUAUUUUUCAAUUUCCUCUCUCACCCCUAUACAAUUUGAUAAUAUCUUAUUAUCUUGAAGAGAAGUGGCUGUUAAAUUGUACAUAUACUUUAAAAGCCAGAUAUUUUGAUACACUUUGCAAUCCAAACUAAAAUAUUUUUCAAUUUCUACUCUCACCACCAUGCAAAACAAUAAGAUUGAAUCCACAAGCAUGUAGAGGAAAAGCUUUUGUUAACAAUCGUGCAAGAAGAAAAGUAAGUAGCAGCAGCAGGAGAAGAUGGCAAGUGACAGGUCUUUGGAGUUUACUCCUACCUGGGCAGUGGCUCUUGUAUGCUUUGUCUUCAUACUCAUUUCUGUGAUUCUUGAAGAGAGCAUUCAUCACGUUGGAAAGUGGCUCACAAAGCGUAACAAGAAAGCAUUAUAUGAAGCACUUGAAAAGAUUAAAUCAGAAUUGAUGCUUCUUGGGUUCAUUUCACUCCUGCUCACUGUGUCACAGACAUAUGUUGCCAAGAUUUGCAUAUCAGAAAGCCUGUCUGAAACUAUGCUUCCCUGUAGGAAGGACACUAGUGAUACUAAAACCUCGUCAGAGGAGAAGAAUCGGAAGCUUCUGUCAAGAGCCUUGUUUUCUAGUCAGGAGUCACAGAGGCGGAUUUUGGCUGGUGGCUCCGACACUUCUUGUUUGGAUAAAGAAAUGGUUCCACUUGUCUCUCAAGGUGCCAUGCAUCAACUGCACAUAUUCAUCUUUGUAUUGGCAAUUUUCCAAGUUUUAUACAGCAUCAUAACCAUGGGCCUUGGAAGAGCAAAAAUGCGCCGCUGGAAAGUAUGGGAAAAGGAGACUGAAACUAUAGAGUACCAAUUUUCGUAUGAUCCUUCAAGAUUCAGGCUUACUCAUGAGACUUCUUUUGUAAGGCUUCAUGCGCAUUUUUGGAAUAAAAUACCAAUUAUGAUUUGGAUUGAAUCCUUCUUUCGACAGUUUUUUAAUUCAGUGACUAAAGUUGAUUAUCUGACAUUACGCCAUGGCUUCAUCUCUGCCCACUUGGCUCCAAACAGCAAAUUUAAUUUUCGAAAAUACAUAAGUAGAUCUCUGGAGGAUGACUUCAAAGUAGUUGUUGGGAUCAGUCCUCCCCUAUGGGUUUUUGCUGUCAUCUUUUUGCUUCUCAACGUGGAGGGAUGGCAAGCAUACUUCUGGCUAUCUUUCAUUCCUCUGAUUAUAGUUUUAUUGGUUGGGACAAAACUACAAGUUAUCAUAACAAAGAUGGCUGUAGAAAUCCAAGCCAGACAUGCUGUAGUUAAAGGACUUCCAGUAGUGAAGCCCAGUAAUGAACAUUUUUGGUUUGGUCGACCUCAAUUGGUUCUGUUCCUGAUACAUUUUGUGUUGUUCGUGAAUGCUUUUCAACUAGCAAAUUUCUUUUGGACAUGGGGUAAGAAGAUCGAUCAUAGAAAGAUGGAGGCCAUGUUGUUAACAUACCUAAAGGAUCAAUCAACAAUUCUAGUUGCCGUGCAGUUCCUGUGUAGUUAUAUGACAUUUCCUCUCUAUGCACUUGUGACACAGAUGGGUUCAAAUACCAAGGAGGCCAUAUUUAAUGAGCAGACGGCCAAUGCAGUAAAGAGAUGGCACAAGACUGCCAAAAAGAAAAAGAGACAGCAGGAGUCUGGUUCUGGAGGAAGUGCAGAAGCUUCAACUCAAAUAUCUUCACCAGUCCGAUUCCUGCGCAGAUUCAAGACAACAGGAGCUUUUGAUAGAAAAGGAGCUAGUGAGAGGAUUUAUUACUCAGAACAUGAAAUGUCAGACCUUGAAGUGGAUGCAUCUCUUCUAAAUGAUGAACGCUCCAUCCGUUCUCAAACUACCAAGGGAAAAGAAAAGAAAGAGGCUACAGAAAUUGUUCCAACUGAAAGAGACGUUGAUAGUGACCCUGACAACACAGCUUUCUCAUUCGCAAAGGUUUGAAUGAUCAGAAACAUGCCAUUAGAAGUCUGAAUAUUUGGUGCAAUCAAGCAUAACACCUUAAACAUAUAACCAAUUCUCCAGCCUAUGGGAGAAGGUAAACUUUCAAUGUUUCUCUACCAAGUAGCACAAAGACUGCUCAAUCCCUCCUAUACAGAGCUGAGGAGUAAUGUUUCAAGCAGAGAAGUUAGCGAUUAAACAUGUGGUUCGUGCAUGAUAUGGCAGGAUAUAAGGAGAUGAUCUUUUCCUCAUUGUCUGCGAAGACUAUUAGAUACAGUUACUCCCUAACAAUGCUGUAUGUUACAAUUAAAUUUCCUUAUUAUGCCCCUGGCGUGCAGCGAUAGAUAUAUCCAUCCGGUCAAUUCAAUUAAUUUGUAUGGUGCAGCCAAUAUCAAUAUUUCAUAGUUUUACAAAAUUAAAGAAUCUUAACUUAUUUUGAGAUUUCAUUGUUUAUUUAUUUCACAUGAUUUUAAGCUAUUUUCUCCAACUGUUGAA